Molecule: messenger RNA, 540 nt
Organism: Brassicogethes aeneus
Lineage: Eukaryota; Metazoa; Arthropoda; Insecta; Coleoptera; Nitidulidae
Source: the annotation of a GenBank genome assembly
GCGCAAAGGAGUGAAAAUGCAAAUAACUGACGGUGUAAGCUCUAUUCGUGGUUUUGCAGGCAUAUCUGCAGCAUCUGAUCGCUGUCAGAAGAUGCUCACAUUUUGGUUGUUGAUAACAGCACUAUCACUGUCAAAUGCAUUCCUAGUAUCAACUGUUAAUGCAAGAGAUGCUUGGGAAAAACCUGGGUGUCAUAAAGUUGGCCACACGAGAAAAAUAAGCAUACCAGACUGCGUGGAAUUCCCUAUAACAACGAACGCGUGCAGAGGCUACUGCGAAAGCUGGGCAAUACCUUCAAACUUUAAGGCGAGUCCAAACCAACCUGUAACUUCGGUGGGCCAGUGCUGUAACAUCAUGGAAACCGAACCUGUGGAAGCGAAAGUCCUAUGCGUGGAUGGCAUACGAGUUUUAACCUUCAAGUCGGCCGUCACUUGUUCCUGCUACCAUUGCAAAAAGGAUUAAUGAUUUUUCGGAUUAAGAGAAUUUUAAUAAAUGUAAUUAUAUCGUUGUUUUCAUGUAAAUAAAAGUUCUGUAAAUAUUUU